GCCUGUCCGCGAGCACCACGCUGCUCCCUGCCGGUGGGGAGGCACGGAGGGGCCGAGCCCCCCGAUGGAGUCUUCUCGAGUGUGGAGCUGUCGGCGGGAGAGCCGGGCUUCUGGCUCCCAGACUCUCACACGGGAAUCCAGCCCGUUACUUCCCGAAGUGCGGCAGGAGCUACGUUCCAGAGUCUUGAGGUCCUCCGUCCUCGACCUGGAAGAGAAGGAGCACCCCGUGGUCCGGAAGACGGAGGAGAGCUUUUGUGACCGAGCCCUGAGGUUGUUCCGAAGGCUGCUUUACCAACUGCAGCUCAAGUGGCAGGCCACACUGGCGUGGCUGAGGGAGAAGGUGGCCGCCGGCUUUCAGGCCUUCUGCAACGCGGUGGAGGCCAUCUGCAGCGCCUUUAACAGUUUCUGCACCUCAGUGGCUCAGGUGUUCAGGAGCGCCGUCCAGGCCUAGCCCAGCCCUCCCCGGCCGCUUUCCUUGUCCGGGUACGGCCCCGUCGCGCUGGCUGUGGCGUCCUAAUAAGAGUUGGCUGCGGGCGCCCGGGGGGGGGGGGGCUCAGUCGGUUGAGCGUCCACCUUCGGCUCAGGUCAGGAUCUCAGGGUUCAUGGGCAUGAGCCCCGAGCCCCGCCCCGUCGG
Messenger RNA from Herpailurus yagouaroundi (jaguarundi), 634 nucleotides. It is a transcript of the gene IL32, whose product is annotated as interleukin 32. Lineage: Eukaryota; Metazoa; Chordata; Mammalia; Carnivora; Felidae. Bases 65 to 451 code for a protein of 128 amino acids. Gene Ontology annotation, biological process: immune response. The record is from RefSeq and is a predicted model, not a curated record. The transcript has 2 exons.